Closterium sp. Naga37s-1 is the source of this 1350-nucleotide messenger RNA. NCBI's taxonomy places the organism in Eukaryota, Viridiplantae, Streptophyta, Zygnematophyceae, Desmidiales, Closteriaceae. The record is from the annotation of a GenBank genome assembly.
CCUUCAUGCCUCACUCUAAGGCUGGUCGUGUGCUUUCAGAAGUGAGGCAACUCUCUACCAGCGUUGAGCCAUGCACUGUGAACAACUGUGGAAAAAAUUCCUUGUGUUACAAGAAUGCAACAGGGGGUGACACCUGUCGUUGCAUAGAUGGGUACACCAUGACUCGCUAUCAUGGCUGCCAGGUUACAUGUAACCACUUUGACGGCAGCUGCCCUGGCAAUGCUACAUGCCACCACGUCCCUGGAGGCGGCAGGCUGUGCUCUUGUGACCUCGGCUUCAGGAUGGUUAACGCCAGAUGCAUCUUCGCCUGCGAUAGGGUGACCUGUCCGGACAACUCUAACUGUGACGUGGGCCCUGACGGGAACGCGGUGUGCAGCUGCAACGAUGGCUACGACCAGAUGCCAGACGGCACUUGUGCUGUUACAUGUGACGACUAUGGGGGCAGCUGCCCUGGCAAUGCUACAUGCAACCAGGUCACCGGAGUCGGCGGGCUGUGCUCUUGUGACCUCGGCUUCAGGAUGGUUAACGCCAGAUGCAUCUCCGUUUGUGAGAUGAACUGUCCGGCCAACUCUUUCUGUGAAGUGGACCCUGUAGAUGAAGUGGUGAUGUGCUUCUGCAACGAUGGCUACGACCGGAAGCAAGACGGCACUUGCAUUGAAAACUGUUCAAACAAGAUCUGCGGCGGAGCGGAAGAGUGUGUGCCUCAUGAAGACGGAGCGACCUGUGAAUGCGUGAAUGGAUUCGUCAGGGUCGCUGGGUCUUGUGUUGAGGCAUGCCCUUUGAACCAAUGUGGAGAUAAUUCCGUCUGUUACAAGAAUGCAGCAGGGGAGAAUACAUGUGCUUGUAACGAUGGAUACAACAUGACUCCCAUUGGUGACUGCAAGGAGCCAUGCACUGUGAACAACUGCGGAGAGAAUUCCUUUUGUUACAAGGAUAUAUCUGCGAGUGACAUGUGUAUCUGCAACGAUGGGUACUCCAUGACUCCCGACUACGGCUGCCAGGUUACAUGUGACGACUAUGGGGGCAACUGCCCUGGCAAUGCUACAUGCAAUCAGGUCCCUGGAAUCGGCGGGCUGUGCUAUUGUGACCUCGGCUUGGGGAUGGUUAACGCCAAAUGCAUCCCCGUUUGCGAGAUGAUGACCUGUCCGGCCAAUACUACCUGUGACGUGGACCCUGACGGGGACGCGGUGUGCAUCUGCAACGAUGGCUACGUCCAGAAUCAAGACGGCACUUGCGUUGAAAACUGUUCAAACAAGAAUUGCAAUGGAGCGGAAGAGUGUGUGCCUCAUGAAGACGGAGCGACCUGUGAAUGCGUGAAUGGAUUCGUCAGGGUCGCUGGGUCUUGUGUUG